This is a messenger RNA of Ixodes scapularis (black-legged tick), 372 nucleotides long. RefSeq lists its product as uncharacterized. NCBI's taxonomy places the organism in Eukaryota, Metazoa, Arthropoda, Arachnida, Ixodida, Ixodidae. The coding region runs from base 43 to 372 and encodes 109 amino acids. The transcript has 4 exons. The record is from RefSeq and is a predicted model, not a curated record.
GCCGCAAAACACGUUAUCUUCCAUCUCAAUCAUCAAAAGAAUAUGAUGGUGUCAAAUUUUGUGUUGCUUAUUAUUUGUCUGCAAAUCACCCUCAGGGGUGCCGGCUCGCAAGAAAUAGUAAUAGAACAUGGUAUCACUACAAUUACGCCGAAAUGCAAUGAAACAUUCAAGAAGUUAUGCUUGAACACUCCCGACUCAAAGAAUGCUUCCCUAAAAGAGAUAAAGCUCGACUUUCCCAUGUGCAGGCUUCGUUGCUUUUAUGAAGUAAGUCCGGACUAUUGGCGCGGUACGAGUUUGAAUCUUCCUGAUAAUCUGCCGUGCGAAUAUGGAUGGGUAUGCAAGAACGGAAAAUGCGUUCAGGACGUAUGCUAA